AUGAAGCUCUCCUCGACCCUUUUCGCCGCCGCCGUGGCCUUCCUGGCCCCUGGCUCCCUUGCUGCGGACCCCAACGACUGCAGUUCGGCGGCCAAGGCCCGGACCGGAUCCGACUUCGUGCUUGUCGAACAGGCCGACAACAAGAACGUGGCUUCGUUGGCCAAAAUCCUGAAGAACGUUACUGUGGCUACCGUCUUCAACGAUGCCAACCACCAGAUGACGACCCCUAGCACCGGUCGAUUGGCUUGGCAAGCGACGUCCGACUUCAACGACAUGGCCACCACAAAGUGGGUGCCGCAAGGUCUCACUACGACGGCCGAUGCCGACGCCAGCGGCAAAUAUGAGGGCAAGGACGGCUUUAUCGUCAGCUGGCACCGUGACGACGACAAGAGCGUGCGCAUCACCUUUGUCGACCGCGCCAACAAGAAGUACCGCCACGCCCUCCUGGUGUAUCCUCAUGCGGCCGAUGACUUCCGUGAGGUGCCUGUCCAUGCCGGCGGCAUUGCGUGGUACGGCGACAAGCUGUACGUUGUGGACACCAGCAACGGUAUCCGCGUCUUCGAUCUGGCCAACAUCUGGCAGGUCAGCACCGGCGACGCUGUCGGCAAGAGUGGUAGCACCUACACUGCGGCUGGCUACAAAUAUGUUAUUCCCCAGAUUAGGUGGUACAAGUGGUCGUCUGACUUCCCCUUCCGCUUCUCGUACAUCUCGCUGGAUCGCACCGGCUCGCAACACGAGCUCAUGGUCGGCGAGUACCAGACCGACACGACCGGCCCAAUCCGCUUUGUCAAGUACGCGCUUGACUCGACCACUGGUCGCCUUAAGACGACUAGUGCAACUGCCAAGGGCACUUGGGCCUACUGCGUCGGCAUCGAGCGCAUGCAAGGCGCCGUGUCGGCCAACGGCAAGAUCUAUAUCUCGCGCAGCAACGGUGCCAGCAACGGCGAUCUCUGGGGUUGGGUCCCCGGCAAGGCCGCUUACAACAACGCCGGUUUCUUCCCGCAGAGCCCGGAGGACUUGAGCUUUGACUCGCGCAAUGGAGGUCGCGUCUACACCCUCACCGAGGCCACGGGCAAGCGGUACAUCAUCGACUCUGACUCUUCGAAGGUCAGGUUCUCCUAG
Dichotomopilus funicola is the source of this 1122-nucleotide messenger RNA. RefSeq lists its product as uncharacterized. NCBI's taxonomy places the organism in Eukaryota, Fungi, Ascomycota, Sordariomycetes, Sordariales, Chaetomiaceae. The record is from RefSeq and is a predicted model, not a curated record. Bases 1 to 1122 code for a protein of 373 amino acids. The transcript has 2 exons.